Molecule: messenger RNA, 6547 nt
Organism: Paramuricea clavata
Lineage: Eukaryota; Metazoa; Cnidaria; Anthozoa; Malacalcyonacea; Plexauridae
Source: the annotation of a GenBank genome assembly
CUUUAUGCCAUAGACAUUCUGAAAUGAGAAAAAUCGAGGAUCAAAUGGAAGACGUAUUAUCUGAAAAAGCUGAGAAGGGGAGUAAAGCAAACGGAAACAGGUACAGUGGAAAUAAAACUUAAUUACAACAACGUGGAUGCCACUCGCUAGGCUAGAUGACGCUGGGCAAUAUUUGCAAAUACUUGAAAUGCACCUCGUCCUCUAGACGCUUUUGGGGGUGAUUCUCCAGAACACUGCUUCGUCCAGAACACUGCGUUCUCCAGAACACUGCUUCCACCAGAACAUUGCUUCCACCAGAACACUACUUUCACGAGAACACUACUUUCACCAGAACACUGUUUCCACCAGAACACUACUUUCACCAGAACACUACUUUCACCAGAACACUACUGCCACCAGAACGCUACUUUCACCAGAACACUGCUUCGACCAGAACACUGCUUUCACCAGAACACUGCUUUCUCCAGAACACUGUUUCCACCAGAACAUUGCUUCCACCAGAACACUGCUUUCACCAGAACACUGCUUUCUCCAGAACACUGCUUCCACCAGAACACUACUUCGUCCAGAACACUGCUUUCUCCAGAACACUGUUUCCACCAGAACAUUGCUUCCACCAGAACACUACUUUCUCCGGCAGAACAUUGUUUCCACCAGAACAUUGUUUCCACCAGAACAUUGUUUCCACCAGAAUACUGCUUCCACCAGAAUACUGCUUCCACCAGAACACUGCUUUCACCAGAACACUACUUCGUCCAGAACACUGCUUUCUCCAGAACACUGUUUCCACCAGAACUCUGCUUCCACCAGAACACGGCUUUCACCAGAACACUGCUUCAACCAGAACACUGCUUCCCCCAGAACACUUCUUCCUCCAGAACACUGCUCCCUCCAGAACACUGCUCCCCCAGAACACUGCUCCCCCAGAACACGGCUUUCACCAGAACACUGCUUCCAUCAGAACACUGCUUUCACCAGAACACUGCUUCCACCAGCCCACCGCUUCCCCCAGAACACUACCCCUGUGAAAACUGUUCCCCAGAGCACUGCUCUGUGAACACUGUUUCCCCAGAACACUGCUUUCCCCAGAACACUGCUUCCCAGAACACUGCUUCCCCCAGAACACUGCUUCCCCCAGAACACUGCUUCCCCCAGAACACUGCUUCCCCCAGAACACUGCUUCCCCCAGAACACUGUUUCCCCCAGAACACUGCUCCCCCCGAAAACAGCUUCCCCUCACACCCCCUCGGUGAUAAUGCAUCUGCGCAGGUUGAAUCCUUCUCGAUGUUUCGAGCAGGGUCUUUAUCAAGAGAACUCUCUCUACUAAUUUUUCUGACGAAAAGUCUUCGCUCGAUGUAGUUGUUGUCUGACGAUCGUGUAUAAACGUCCAUUCUACGAAAAAUGACUACUCUGCGAGAUACCACAUUUAUAUUUGCAAGACUCUUAACCAAGGCAUUUGACUAAGGCUCUUAUAGUAGGGCACUGAAUUACAGAUCAGUUGGGAAUUAAAAAUAAUUAAAGAUACCUACAAUGUAUAAAUGUACUAUGCAUAUUUAAUUAGAAGUUAUAUUGAAUGUUAUAUUUAAUUAGAAGUAAAAUAUCUGGAUGAAACUUAAGGGGCCGAUUACAUUGACGGGGCUGGCCUAGUUAAGGGGACCGGUACGGCUAAGCGAGACUACUUUUUUGUCAAAUUGUUUUAUAGUAUUUUUUGGAGUUGAAGAGCGAAGUUUCCUUCGGCACGUCCAAACGUUUGUCCUUUUGAAAGCUGAUUUUCCCGCGCGUCGGCUUCAACGAAUCACCAUAGGAUCACAGGAGUUAUCAUUCCAGUUUACUUAUAGUUCAAAGGAUUCACCCCAUUGAACGUCAUUUUAAUAUUCUCGGGGGUGAAUGCCUCUCAUAAGCGCACUGGCAAGGACCAUGGCGACAGCGUUGCAAUGGUUACGCCAAAAUCAAAGGCAAAACCAAGAAAUCAACCUUCUGUAUGGUUCCUAUUCUGUGACACGGUUUCGGUUAAGCUCGCUAACAAUAGAUUGUGCCUGCGGUUAUUCUAUGUGUUACAACGAACUACAAGGCCAUGACCAGCAUAUGCUCAUAUUCUACUGACAUUCAAUGUCAUUGUAAUACUAACGGCUUAUUGACCGAGCGUGUGGUCUGUACUGUGAAAUAUCAGACCGAGAUUUUUUAGUAUGGACCGAGCGACGAAGGAGCAAGGUCCAUGCAAAAAAACAAAGGUCUGAUAUUUCACAGUACAGACCGAACAAGCGAGGUCAAUAAUCGGUGAACUGAGUCUGGUAUGGUUGAACUGAGUCUGUGAGCAUAUGCUUUUCGCGCGAAUUAAAUCGGGCUAUCGUCAGUUUCACUGCGUAACAAUAUAUACGGCAGGCAUGCAUGCUCAAUCAAAAACAAUUUUGUUGUUUGAAAUUUUUAUCUGUAAAUUUUAAUGACACACAAUUGGAAAAUUAAGAAGCAAAAAAUUUUUCUGUUUGCAAUGCAAAAAUUUCCCGCCAGAUAAACGACAUUACGGACACCGGUCCAGAUACGGAAAAUACGGACCAUGGUCCGGAUUUAAGGACCCUUAUGGGCAUCAAAUCACAAGGUCGUAAUAAUAUCAUGUGCAGGCCUUUCUAUCCUUUGCAUUAUAAUUUUGCUCAAAUUUGACUCGCAUUAGUAGGAACAAAACUGAACUUACUAUGCUCCCAUGUUUUAGAGCGAGUCGAAAUAAAAGUGAAAAAGAUCGUCGGGAUAAAGUGAAUGCAUUCAUCAAUGAACUGGCUGGCUUGGUCCCCGGCUGCUCACCACAAUCUAAGAAACUGGAUAAAGCUAGUAUACUUAAAAAUACUGUUGAUUUCAUGAAAGUUCAUAAUGGUAUGUUAUUGUAAUCUAUAGUUCGUUAUGCGUUUUAACUAUGCAUUGAUUUGCAACAUUACGUCACGAUAAGUGUACAAGGAUUCGCUUGAACGCAUUUUGUUUCCUCCACAAACACCCAGCGAAUACGCUCACCAAAAACGCAAACUUUUGAAAAUGGUUACCACACGAACGUUUGAAAACGCAACGAUCUAUAUCAUCCACUACAUCCACGUUUGCUCUGCUGCAUGCUUUUUUAAUUUUAGCUUACCAAACUUAAGACCUAAAAAUACAGCAUAAUCGUGCAACAAUUAGCAGUUGAGCAACGUUUUUGGCUCAUGCACAUUCUUUUAAGAAAAAUAAUGCACUUUCGUUUAAAAUUAAUGUGAUAUAUGGAUCGAUGAUUAUAUUUAAUAUUAAUGCACAUUCGUUUAAAAUUAAUGCCCAUUCGUUUAAAAACACUUUUUAUUUCCACGCCUUUAUCUGGAAGGUAAAUUAGUCAGUGAAAGUGAGUGAUAAGUACUAUUGAUUGUGUUCUUUUGUAGAUUUAACAGUAUCCAUCACAUGUAGAGAUACGACAUCGUGUCUUAAUAGUAAUGAACUUGGACAAUUAAUGCUUGAGGUUUUUAUAUUUGCAUAUUCUGUAUAGUUACCUUCCAAUUUAGAAAGAUCUUGCUUUUUCCCACUACACACGUGAAAAUUUCACAAGUUGUCAACAAGAUGUGUUCGCAACAGGCUUGUAGCAAGCUUGUCAAUAAGUUGUAACAAUUCUGUUAUUUUGUCAAGUUGCUACACGGUUGUUACUCACGACUUGUUCGCAAAUUGUUGAAUUGCAUGACGAUAACAAGUUGUUGGCAGAACUUGUAACAAGUCUGUUGAGAUCAACAAGCUUGUAGUAACUUGUCAACAAGCUGGGAACAAGCAGUGCGAACACAUGCUGUUGACAAGUUGAUUGCUACAAGUCUGCUGCAGGUUUGUUACAACUUGUGCGUUCUUACGUGUGUACCAUAGCUAUACUUUUUAUGUUAUUAAUCAUAUUGUUUUCACUUUAGGGUUAUCAUGCUUUUCUGUUCGUCAUUUCACUUUCGGGAAGUUUCAAGUUCUUAUCUGAAAGUGUGUAUGAUUUGCUUGGUUGUACGAAGGUACAAAUGAACAUUCAUUUAUUGACUUUUAAUCUGCAUACUGUAAUUUGUGCACUAACUACAGUAUCUAUUCUUGAACACAAUUUCAGACGCUCAUUAAGAUUCUUGAGUAUGUUAUAAGUCCCCAAUGUUAAAGAGUUUGUGCAACGAACUUUCACGCAAUUUCUUAUUAUUGCAUUGCAAAGGAAAUUCAAAAUGACCAUGCAAAUAAGUUCUUGAGAUAGUUAACAAUUUUUGAAAUGCAAAUUAUCUUCACUUCAAGAUCUUGGGAUUAUGAUUGCAUAGCGUGCAUAUAUGUGUGCAAAAUUAUGAAUGUGUUAUGUCAACAUACUAUAAAGAUAUGUUAUAUAUAUAUAUAUAUAUAUAUAUAUAUAUAUAUAUAUAUAUAUAUAUAUAUAUAUAUAUAUAUAUAUAUAUAUAUAUAUAUAUAUAUAUAUAUAUAUAUAUAUAUAUAUAUAUGUCGACAAAUUUGAAUCAUUUAUCUAAAUCCUUGAAUGUCUUUAAAUUUGAAUGCAGGUCUUUACGGUCUUUGAAACGUCUUUGAAUUGUGUGAAAAAGCGAAGAAAGUCUUUAAAAGUCUUUAAAUUCUUUAGUGAGGAAUUUAUUAUACGAUUUCCUAGCUAAUAAAAUAGAUUGAUUGAAGCAAGAUUUUCGCAAAUAUCGACGAAAAGGCGCAUUUUAGGAUGUGAUUUGACGGGACUAAUUACUGGGUAAAAAUGGUGCUUACACUCGCAAUUUUUCGACAGCUGAUUGCUCUCAAAGGUCUUUGAAAAGUCUUGGAAAAUAGGCAGAAAAAAUCUUUGAAAGUCUUUGAAUUUUUUUUAUCUUAGAGACUAUACGAACUAAUAAGAGUUAUAAACGUUUUUUUCAGAAAGCCAUUAUUCCAGUUGACGUCAUACUUAAAUUUUGGCAAAAAUCUUAACAGUCAUUUUGAAUUUUCUUUAAUAUACAAUCAUAAAAAAAUGGUUUAAGAGCUGUAUCAUGUCAGAUAAAACAGCAAUUUUGAAACUCAAAAUAUGGUUUGACAUUUUUGUCCCAGUAAGUUUUCUCAGUGGAUGUCUUGACAGUUCUCUGGAUAUUUUUUUAUAGGAUGAGCUUGUUGAGAAGAGUAUAUUUGACUAUAUUUAUCCUGAGGAUAAAUUCAUUCUAAUGAAACAGAUUUCCCAAGACAUUAGAACAGGUAAACUAGAAAUAACUACUAUACUCUCUCAAUUAUAUUACAAGUAUAAGGAAAAAACACGACAUUUGAGUUUUCAGGGUAUUUUCUUGUUUUGUCUGCGGUAACAAAAUUAUAGCCUGCGCCGCAUACUUCAAAACACAUGUUUUAUCAGUUCUGCGAAUUAGUGAAACGAUCCUUGUUCAAAUUUACCGUUUAUCUCGAAAUGAGUACUAGAUCCAGGUUUCGUACAAAAAUUGAAAGUCCUUGAAUGUCCUUGAAAUUGAAAACAAACAUUCAAGGCCUUGAAUGUCCUGGAAUUUGUAAAGAAGUACUUGAAAGUUCUCUUGCGUUUUUGGAUAUUUUCUGAAAUUGUUUGAAAUUCAAAACGGACAUUUUGUUGAAUUGAUUUUCCAUGUUCAUAUCUGACAAAGCUGUUUGAAACUCAUUAAAGUUGCGUUUUGGACAAUUCAAAGUCAGAUUUUACUGAUUUCUAACCCUUUUCUUCAGUAUUUAGUCCUUGAAUUUGCUGAUACAUGGCCUUGAAUGUCCUUGAAAAGUCCUUGAAUUUGACUCUUCCUCACAUGUACGAACCCUGUAGAUCCUGAUUGGCCCAUACUGAGUUCAACCUUACAUGGAUUCUGAUUGGGCAAUCAUUAGCCUCAGCGCAACUUCCGGUAUCUCAAAAUAAAAAACAAACAAAUAAAAUAAAAAUAAAAACAAAAAAAAUGGGAAAAAAAAAUGGUAUACCGCGAAAAGUUUUCCCUAUGGGUUUCCCAUCAUAUAUUGUCUUUUAAAGAUAUUGUUAAACACAGUGAGAGGUAUUUUGUUCAAGGAAAAGGAACAUUUAAUGUAUUAGAAGAGUUAAAAAGGUUGUCUUUCAAGGUAAAUUAAUGUUAUAGUGUAAGCAAUGUCUUUAUAACCUAAAGAAAAGUGUAGGCCUCAUUCGUCAACUAUUGGAGAUUGAAAGUGCUUCUGAAAAUGCCUAUAAUUUAAACGAAAAAAACCCACUCAAUCCACUGCAAAGAGACAUCGUGAUGGAUGGCCAAAUAGGGGAAAAUGGCAAUUUAACAGCCUGCGAAUUUCUCGGGAAUUGCCCGAUUGGAGUCGAAGUUGUAGGAGCAUCGGAUUCGGUAGGCACUGUAGGUUCUGGACGCUGCUUCUUUGGUGUUGUAAUUCUUGUAAAACUAUACAUUUCUCGAUGUCAUCACUUAGUCUCUUUGUGAUGGAUUGAGUGGUUCUUUCGUUUAAAUUAUAGGCAUUUUCAAAAGCAGGCCUACACGUUUCUUUAUGUUACAAAGACAUUGCUUGCAUAUAUAUCCACUAUAACAUUAAUUUACCUUGAAAGGCAAUCUUUUUAACUCUUCUAAUACAUUAAAUGUUCCUUUUCCUUGAACAAGAUACC